GGCACGAGCGGAAGCCGCAUUUGUUGUUCUUCCCUGUGCUUCCGAGACGCUGAGGGUCUGCGCGGGUUCGACGGCCGCAUAUGUCUCCUCCGGCCCCGCCAGUGAAGCGUCUUCUGCCGGCCCCGCAUGCAGAUUAACAGGUAUGCCAAAGGAAAAAUAUGACCCUCCAGAUCCCCGCCGAUGUUACACCAUCAUGUCAUCCGAGGACGUAGCCAAUGGGAAGAAGUCUUACUGGGCUGAGCUGGAGAUCUCUGGGCGGGUGAGGAGUCUGAGCACCUCGCUGUGGACGCUCACUCACCUGACGGCGCUGCACAUCAACGACAACAACCUGAGCCGCAUCCCGCCGGACAUCGCCAAGCUGCCACACCUGGUCUACCUGAACCUGUCGUCCAAUAAGCUCCGGAGCCUGCCGGCCGAACUGGGCAACAUGGUCGCUCUCAGGGAAUUGCUUUUAAACAACAAUCUUUUGCGAGUUCUGCCUUACGAACUUGGGAGGCUGUUCCAGUUACAAACCCUGGGGCUGAAAGGAAAUCCUUUGUCCCAAGAUAUCCUGAAUCUGUACCAGGAGCCGGACGGAACCAGGAAGCUUUUGAACUACAUGCUCGACAAUCUAGCCGUGCACCCAGAGCAGCUCCCCCAAAGACCUUGGAUCACGCUGAAGGAGCGAGACCCGAUGAUGCCCGCGGCCGUGUUCACGGUCAUGUGCUACAACGUGCUGUGUGACAAGUACGCCACGCGGCAGCUGUACGGCUACUGUCCGUCCUGGGCCCUCAACUGGGAGUACCGGAAGAAAGGCAUCAUGGAGGACAUCACCGGCUGUGACGCUGACAUCAUCAGUCUCCAGGAGGUGGAGACGGAGCAGUACUACACCAUGUUUCUGGAAACGCUAAAGGAGCACGGCUACGACGGCUACUUCUGUCCAAAGUCUCGCGCCAAACUGGUUUCUGAACAGGAGAGGAAACACGUGGACGGCUGCGCUGUGUUCUUCAAGACUGAGAAGUUCACGCUGGUCCAGAAACACACUGUGGAGUUCAACCAGGUGGCCAUGGCCAACUCGGAGGGCUCCGAGGUCAUGCUGAACAGAGUGAUGACCAAAGACAACAUCGGCGUGGCCGUGCUGCUCGAGGUCAACAAGGACGUGUUCUCCGGCGGCAUGAAGCCGCCACAGGAGAAGCAGUUGAUCCUGGUGGCCAACGCCCACAUGCACUGGGACCCCGAGUACUCGGACGUCAAGUUGAUCCAAACCAUGAUGUUCCUGUCGGAGCUGAAGAGCAUCGCUGAGAGGGCCUCGGGCUCCAUGGCGACCGGCUCGCCGGCCUCCGACCCGUCCUCCGUCCCCAUCGUCCUGUGCGCUGACCUCAACUCGCUGCCUGACUCUGGGGUGGUUGAAUACCUGAGCAACGGAGGAGUGGCUGAGAACCACAAGGACUUCAAGGAGCUCCGCUACAGCGACUGUCUGACCAACUUCAACUGCAACGGCAAGAACGGCAACUCGGACGGGAGCAUCACUCACAGCUUCCAGCUGAAGAGCGCCUACGACAGCAAUCUGAUGCCUUACACCAACUACACAUACGACUUCAAGGGCGUGAUCGACUACAUCUUCUUCUCAAAGAACCACAUGAGCGUCCUGGGCCUCCUGGGGCCGCUGGACAGCCAGUGGCUCACCGACAACAACAUCACCGGCUGCCCCCACCCCCACAUCCCCUCGGACCACUUCUCCCUGCUGGCCCAGCUGGAGCUGCGCCCCUCCCUGCCCCAUCCGCUCAACCCCCUCAACGGGCUGCACCUGCCGGUCAACAGGUAGUGCAGCCUGACGGGGGGGCCCCGCCCACCCUUCCUGUCCCACCUUUUAAACACUGCCCCUCCCACCUCCCCCCCCCCUCCAGCUUUAUACAGGACCCUGUACAGUUUACCGAUCACGUUAGACCUCAGACACCAUCCAACCCUCUCCAGCCCUGAGACACACUGACCCAGAAGGAGUGAAGUAUUCGCCCUGGUUGUUGCUCCUCUUUGUGUUGUUUUUGCACACUGUAAAUGUUUAUUUGGUUUUCUUUCCCCCCCUAAGAAACCAAAUGUUGGGAUGAAGCUGCUUUUUCUUUUUUGCCUUCGACAUGAUCCCAGUCGCUCGUUGACUCUGCUCCUGUCACAACAAACCUUCACUAGUCGACCUUUUUAAGAAAUGUCCUCUGAAUUUGAUUUGGG
This is a messenger RNA of Hippoglossus stenolepis (Pacific halibut), 2202 nucleotides long. It is a transcript of the gene cnot6l, whose product is annotated as CCR4-NOT transcription complex, subunit 6-like. The record is from RefSeq and is a predicted model, not a curated record. Gene Ontology annotation, biological process: nuclear-transcribed mRNA poly(A) tail shortening. NCBI's taxonomy places the organism in Eukaryota, Metazoa, Chordata, Actinopteri, Pleuronectiformes, Pleuronectidae. Gene Ontology annotation, cellular component: CCR4-NOT complex; nucleus; cytoplasm. The transcript has 12 exons. Gene Ontology annotation, molecular function: protein binding; poly(A)-specific ribonuclease activity. Bases 143 to 1804 code for a protein of 553 amino acids.